GGCGCCGCGGGGGUCGGGGCUGCGCGAUGGAGGCGGGGAAGGCGCGACCGCCGGCAGAAGGAAGAGUCGUUUCUCCCUGAAGAUGAACUCAACAGCCCCCCUCCCAGAGGCCCUCAAUGCCAGCUGGCCCCCUGUGCACCAACCCCCCGGAGGAAACGGCACUGCCCUCUCGGAGAACUGCCCAGAACUCGUCCACACGGCCACCUUGGUCACCUGCACGCUCCUCCUCACCAUCAUCUUCUUCCUGGGCUCCUAUGGCAACUUCAUUGUCUUCCUGUCCUUUUUUGAUCCAACCUUCAGAAAGUUCAGGACCAACUUUGACUUCAUGGUCCUAAACCUGUCCUUCUGCGACCUCUUCAUCUGUGGGGUGACAGCCCCCAUGUUCGCCUCUGUGCUGUUCCUCCACUCAGCCAGCGCCCUUCCCGAUGCAUUCUGUUUCACCUUCCACCUCACCAGCUCGGGCUUCCUCAUCAUGUCCCUGAAGACGGUGGCCGUGAUCGCGCUGCACCGGCUCUACCUGGCCCUGGGCAAACAGCCAAGCCGCGCGGCCGCCCUGCCCUGCACGCUGCUCCUCGUGUUGCUGCUCUGGGCCAGCAGCUUCACCCUGGCCGCCCUGGCCACGGUCAGAGCCAGCAAGUCCCACCUCUGCCUCCCCAUGUCCAGCCUGAUGGCGGGGGACGGGAAGGUCAUCCUGGCCCUCUAUGUCGUGGACUUUGCCUUCUGCGUGACCGUGGUCUCAGUCUCAUACGUCAUGAUCGCUCAGACCCUGCGGAAAAACGCCCAGGUCCGGAAGGGUCCCCCUGUGAUUGCCGUGGAUGCGUCCAGGCCGCAGCCCUUCGUGAGGGGCCCUGGGAAGGCAGGUGCAGAGCCCCUCCAGUGCACCAUGCCGGCCCUCUACAGGAACCAGAACUACAACAAACUGCAGCACGUGCCAACCCAUGGGUACCCCAAGAGUCCCAGCCAGCUGCAGCUGGUCUCAGCUGUCAACCUCUCCACCACCAAGGACUCCAAAGCAGUGCUCACCUGUGUGAUCAUCGUGCUCUCCGUCCUGGUGUGCUGUCUUCCCCUGGGGGUGGCCUUGGUACAGGUGGUUCUGUCACGCAGGGCGAGCUUCCUCCUGUACCAGGUUGAACUGUUUGGGUUCACCCUCAUCUUUCUCAAGUCGGGACUGAACCCUUUCAUAUAUUCUAGGAACAGCGCGGGGCUACGGAGGCGUGUGCUCUGGUGCCUGCAGUAUGUUGGCCUGGGUUUCUUCUGUUGCAAGCAGAAAACCCGGCUCCGGGCCAUGGGCAAAGGGAACCUGGAGGUGAACAGAAACAAAUCUUCACACCACGAGACAAACUCCGCCUACAUGCUCUCUCCGAAGCCCCAGAAGAAAUUUGUGGAUCAGGCUUGUGGUCCCAGUCACUCCAGGGAAAGUGUGGCGAGUCCCAAGCUCUCGGCCGGGCUUCAGCACCACGGCCAGAGCACCUCCACCCCAGUCCACACGCGGCUGGACGCCUACUACAGCAUCUAUAACAGCAGCCCGCCCGGGGAAGAGAGUGUCCCCUGCAGCUUGCAGCCCGUAAACUCCUUUGCGUUUGCCAGCUCCUACAUUGCCAUGCAUUAUCACACCACUAGUGAUCUAAUGCAAGAAUUUGACAGUACUUCUGCCCGGCAGAUUCCAGUUCCUUCUGUCUAAAGUCACAGGGUCCUGAGAGUCUCGUGCAGACUCGUUUUCUUUCUGAUACUAACUUAGCUUAUCUUUUAGUUUUGUGAGACCAGUGGUAGGUCAAAACUUAGAGUCAGCUAAAUAGUUGGCAGUUGAGUUUUCCUUUUUACUGAAAUCUGAUGAUGUGCUCUGUGAUUUCUUGACAUUUCUUGAUUGGACAUAGAUGGUUACUUUUUAGAUUUUUACCCUGGUCUAGCUUCCAGUCUUUUGUACUGAUUAUUUCAUAGAUACCAAUAAUGAUCCUACUACGACGUUAAAGUGGAGAAUGAACUGAUUAUAAUCGCUGGGACAUUAAAAUAUACAUGAACUCAAUUUUUUAAAGAAUGUGAAAGUAUAUAUUUACUGAUGCUGUUUUUUGAUUUAUAAACGCAGAAUUACUAAAUUAUAAAUUUUGGUUCAUUGAAGUGUUGAAAUGGGGUGCA
Messenger RNA from Sorex fumeus (smoky shrew), 2133 nucleotides. It is a transcript of the gene GPR75, whose product is annotated as G protein-coupled receptor 75. Gene Ontology annotation, cellular component: membrane. Gene Ontology annotation, molecular function: C-C chemokine receptor activity. NCBI's taxonomy places the organism in Eukaryota, Metazoa, Chordata, Mammalia, Eulipotyphla, Soricidae. The record is from RefSeq and is a predicted model, not a curated record. The transcript is spliced from 2 exons. Gene Ontology annotation, biological process: G protein-coupled receptor signaling pathway. The coding region runs from base 83 to 1681 and encodes 532 amino acids.